AUGCACAGUCCGCUCGGGGCGACCCCAUGGCGAUUCAUCAACUACACCAUUUUCGACCCUGAACUCUCGGAACUCGGCCGGCAGCAAUGCCAACAACUAAACCAGAAUCUCCGUGAGAAGCUGCUGAAGGAUCUCGACGUCGGCCUCAUCCUGUGCAGCCCCAUGCGACGCACCUGUGAAACCACUAUGCUGGCCCUCGGUGAUUGGGCUGCCGAGAAGGGCGUACCGAUCCAGGCCCACGCGGGCUGGCAGGAAAACUCGGCCAAGCCGUGCGACACCGGCUCACCCAUUGCCUCCGUCGCCGCCGAGUUCCCCAAGAUCGACUUCAGCCACGUCGACCCCGUCUGGCCCGACAAGACCUCGCCCGCCGGCGAGAAGUACUCGUACGUUAAGAAGCACCUGCUCGCCCGUGCCCAGUCCAACCUUGAGGACCUGUAUAACCGCCCCGAGAAGGCCAUUAUUGUCGUCUCCCAUUCGGGCUUCCUGCGCCAGGCCGUCACGGGCGACUGGUACUUCAAUGCUGAUUACCGGAUCUACGACUUGGUUGAGAGGAAGGAUGGCGCGGACAAGUUCGAGGUGAAGCAAUGGGAUCUGACGAAGAGCGGCCACGGUGGCAUGGGUUGGAGCUGGGAUGAGCUCGUGGAGAUUGGAGUUGGGCUCCCUGAGCAUGCUCUCCCUCCUACUGAUGAGGAGCCGUUGCCUUCUGGUGUCAGACCGAACUAA
Diaporthe amygdali is the source of this 723-nucleotide messenger RNA. Its product is annotated as phosphoglycerate mutase. Bases 1 to 723 code for a protein of 240 amino acids. NCBI's taxonomy places the organism in Eukaryota, Fungi, Ascomycota, Sordariomycetes, Diaporthales, Diaporthaceae. The transcript is spliced from 2 exons. The record is from RefSeq and is a predicted model, not a curated record. Gene Ontology annotation, cellular component: cytoplasm. Gene Ontology annotation, molecular function: phosphatase activity.